Molecule: messenger RNA, 2166 nt
Organism: Penicillium robsamsonii
Lineage: Eukaryota; Fungi; Ascomycota; Eurotiomycetes; Eurotiales; Aspergillaceae
Exons: 1
Coding region: 1-2166 (721 amino acids)
Source: RefSeq, a predicted model, not a curated record
AUGGAGAACCAACCCCCCCCUAGAAAGCCGAAGCUUCGAUGGGACAUCCCAAUGCGCCAGGCUCUUUGUUGCAUUUACCGAUUCUUCCGAUGUGACAAGAAAGCGAAAGAGGAGAUCUUCUUCUCGAUGUUCCGAGACAAUUUGAGAAAACGUGGGAUCAAUCAGGUUGUUCCAGAUACAACACUCCACGCACAAUGGAGCUGGAUGAGAAACACUGGGGGCUUUGUCUGGUCUCAUGUUCAUCGAGACACUGAGUUUAACAUGGACGGAGAAUGGAAGACGAUCAUUCAGAAAAUCCAAUUUACGGCAGUCACUUUGCGUCUUCCUCUUCUCGAGAAGACAGAAGAUGACAUUGACACAACUCAAUGGGGGACGCGAGCAACAAUGGCCUUGGGACCGAGAGCUGAGUCUCUUCGCGAAACACCUCACCGUAUGCCAUUCCCACUACCCCAGCGAGAAGAGGAAAGGAGUCGGUAUUUUGCCGAAAGUGGGGACCAAAGCAGUGAGAGCGACACGAUGAGAGUCGGCCAAAGCCAAGAACUGAUCGACCACCUGGAGGAGAUCGACAACAUGAAAACCGACGAGUCGGUUGUUACAAGCCAUGGGAAGUCUUGUCUCUGGUGCAGCUAUGGGCUGACCAUUGACGAGGCGGAUGGUCUUGAUGACCAGAGCACCAUGAGCAAUGAUCCCGAGGAAAACAACAACUCUGACCAAAGCCAACAGCCUCAGCAUCGGCACGAAGAGCACCAACAUUGGGUCCCGGAGCAGCACCACAAAGGCCAACAGCCCCAAGCUCAAAAUCAAGAACACCCGGAACAUGAAGAACACCAAUAUUUCGGCGAGCAGCAUCAUGACCAAGGCCAAACGCACUCCCACGGACAAGACUACCACCUUGACCCUGAUUUGGCCAUGCAAGGAGUUGCCCAGGAUAAACUGCCACCGUUACUGUUUCGCUGGUCCAACCGUGAUUCCCAAGGAGUCAACUCAAAGACACGCUUUCUUGCCGGAGUUUUCUGUGAUUUUGAAUGGUUCAACCCGGAAAAUAUUUCCGAGAGCCGCUUUGAAAGCUUCUUUCGGAGCCAUGUAACUAAGCAGAAGGUCAGAACACCGUUUAUUUCCACCUUCCAGUCUCCCCUGGCGCCUUUACACCGUGCGAUUGCCGGCCAAAACGGCGCGAUAUUGACCGUUAUCGACACGUCAAAGCUGGAGACUAAAGUAUUUUACGCUUGUCCGCUGGCAAUUCGGACGAGGACUUUAGUAUGCGGCGGCUGGAGGGGAUUCGGGGAGUACCUCAUAUGGGGUAGCAUCCCAUCCCAGGCAAUUGCUUACACUGUAGAGAUUGCCAGCCUCCAACAAGUCGCGCAGUCCCACCGGGACAUCAAUCGUUUGCUCCAGCUUCCACUUAUUAGCAGCGUUCCACGCUGUAAUACCAAGCUGCGCGAGAUGCUGGCAUUGAAAAGAAAGUCGCCUUUCCAAUCUGGUCGAACGCUUGGGAAGUUACUCACUCUUCUCCAAGUCCCAGCGAUCUACUGGGAGAAUCUGGCAAAUGUGUUUUUUAAGGCAUGGGGUUGGAGGCACAAGAAAGAGAUCGCUCUUUUUCUUAAUGGAAUUCGAAGUGGACCGCCUUAUCUGCUCGAGGAGUUGGUAGAUUCUGAAAGUGAGGUUCCAUGGCCCACACCUCAAAAGACGCCUAGGCAGACCCCUCAAAAGAUGCAUUUCUCAUCGAACUGGGGUUCUGAUGAAGACUACAAACCCGCUGAGACCGACGAAGUCUCAGUAUGCACGUCUGAGUCGGAAGUCAUGGUAGAGUCUCGAUCUAUCUCGAUGUGUGACAAGACGGAGACUGCAGACGAUGGGAAUUUCUCAACACAUGAGACGUUGUCUAGUGGGAUUUUCCCUGAGGAGUAUGGCGCCGAGGACCCCUUGAAGCAGACACAAUACCAAGAUGUGAUUGAUCUCACCUCUGAUAACGAAGAGAGUAGUUCCCAGCGUGCGUUGCAGCGGGACUGGCCGUCGGAUGAUGAUCCAUACAUGUAUCCCGACACGCCUACGAAGAUCCGUCCACUGAAAUCAGAGAGAAAGACGACCAAUCAUUUUUUACUCAAUGGUCAGACGGAUAUGGAUUUCUUCGAAAAGUUCCGGCACUGGUCUCAGCGUGGGAACUGA